Messenger RNA from Entamoeba dispar SAW760, 408 nucleotides. RefSeq lists its product as uncharacterized. The transcript has a single exon. The record is from RefSeq and is a predicted model, not a curated record. Bases 1 to 408 code for a protein of 135 amino acids. Lineage: Eukaryota; Evosea; Mastigamoebida; Endamoebidae.
AUGCCUACCACAUCUAGAUAUUUAAACAGUCGAACAAGAGCAAUAAGCAUCAUGGAAGUCGAAGAUAAAAUAUCAAGUACAAAGAUGAACAACGUAAAAGUGAAAGACUUGAACGAUUUUUUCAUAGAUAUGUUUAUGUUAAAAGAUAUCUGUGAUGACUUCGUCGAGUUAUUCAGAAAGGAAGAAAGGUACUUCUCGAAUGAAGAGAAGUACAAUGAAUUAUUAGAAGAAGAGGCCAUAAUGGUUGACAAUAUACACAACCUGACCACGGAAAUAAAAGAGAAUUACGAAGAAGUGGUUGAUGCUUUCUAUGAAAGAAGACUGCAUAGAAUGGAAGCUAGAAUGAUGAAGGCUUUCAAUGAAACAGAAAAGAAGCCAAGAAAGCCCAAAGAAGAUAAUCAAAAUUAA